AUGACACAUAACGAAGAUAGUUUUAAUAAUACUAAUGAUCAUCAUCAUAAUAAUGACGAUAGUUUUUAUUGUAAUAGUAGUGAUAAUAAUAAUUUAAAUAAUAAAAAUAAUUUAAAUAUUAAAAAUAAUAAUAAUAAUAAUAAUAAUAAUGAUAAAUUGUUUUUUAAAAUAAUAAGAAAUAAAUAUUUAUUAAAAACAAUUGGAUAUUGGAUUAGAAAUCAUAAUGGUAAAGAAAGAAAGAAAUAUUAUAGAUAUGAUGAAAUUGAUUCAGUUGAAUUUCUAUUAGAACAAAGUUAUAUAGAACUAUUAAAAUAUAAAUUUAAAAGGAAUCAUAAAGAAUUAAAUUUUACAAUUGGAUCAUUUGAAAUGUUAUUUUCAAAAUUGGGUGACAAAGAUAUAUCAUUAAUUGAAGAAAUCUAUUCAAAAUAUGGUUUAUUAAUACAUCAAUGUAAUCAUACAACUAUAAUUGAAAAUGCAAUUAAAUUAUCUUGUAAAAAAUCAAAUAAUAUCAAUAGUAAUAAUAGUAGUAGUAGUAAUAAUAAUAAUAAUAAUAAUAAUAAUAAUAAUAAUAAUAAUAAUAAUAAUAAUAAUAAUAAUAAUAAUAAUAAUAAUAAUAAUAAUAAUAAUAAUAAUAAUAAUAAUAAUAAUAAUAAUAAUAAUAAUAAUAAUAAUAAUAAUAAUAAUAAUAAUAAUAAUAAUAAUAAUAAAGAAUUUUUAGUUAUAAAAUUUUUAUUUAAAAAUGGAUUUAAAUGUCAAAUGGAUCAUUCAUUAGUUCAUGUAACUAGUAGUGGUAAUUUUAAAUUAUUGAAAUUAUUAAUUGAAGAUUGUGGUUGCAUUGUAACAUCUAAAAGAGUAUUGGAUUCAGCGGUUAGAGAUGAUAAAGUAUCAAUUGAAAUGUUAAAGUAUUUAUAUGAAACUACAGGAUACGUUUGUAGUGGUAAUGCAAUUAAUAGUGUUGCAUUAUCUGGUAAUUUACAAGUAUUAAAAUGGUUAACAGAGAAUCAUCCUGGAUUAAGUGGUACAUCUAAUGGUGUUGAUUGGGCAGCACAAAAAGGUCAUUUAGAUAUAAUCAAAUAUAUUUUUCAAAAGAGAACAGAACAACCAUCGAACAGAGCAAUUGGAUUGGCAGCUAAGAAUGGUAGAUUCGAUAUAAUCAAUUAUUUACAUCAAAGAAAUUGUACAUCUCAUUCACACGCAUUAACGGUGGCAGCUAGUGAAGGGAGAAUCGAGAUAUGUAAAUUCAUAUUGGAGAAUAGACCAGAAGGAAUAGAAAUGGGUUUAUUGACACCAGUCUACAAUAAUGGCCAUUUGGAUAUUUUAAAAUAUUUAACUAAAACAAUACCAUAUGUUAAAGUUACACCAGAGGCAGUAUUAAGUGCCUGUAUUAGAGGCUAUUGUGAUAUUAUAGAGUUUCAUCAUUAUCAUAGAAACGAGGCGACUACCACAUUUUCAAGUAGUUGUAUGGAUGAAGCAUCGAGACAUGGUCAUUUGGAAAUUGUUAAAUUCUUACAUUUCAAUCGUACCGAAGGAUGCACUUCGAGAGCGAUGGAUUACGCAUCUGAAAAUGGUUAUUUGGAGAUUGUAAAGUUUUUACAUAAUAAUCGUACAGAAGGUUGUAGUUUUAAUGCAUUGGAAAAGUCGUCAAAGAAUGGUCAUUUGGAGGUUGUACAAUUUUUAAUUGAAAAUGGAUUUUAUAAUGAAAAUUACAUUGGAAAUGCAAUAGAGUUGACAUCAUUAAAUGGUCAUUUACCAAUUCUCAAAUUAUUAGUAUCACAUUUUAAAAGUAGAUUAUCAUUUGUAGCUUUAAUCAAUGCUUGUAAAUCAAAUCAUCUAGAUUGUGUUCUCUAUUUAUUAAAUGAUGAAUUCUCAGAUAUCAACAUUUUAUUCAUAUCACUUCAAACUUCAAUUAAACAUAAUUCAAUCAAAGUUGUAAAUCAUUUAAUCGAUUACAUUAAAAAACAAUUAUUAAAAGAAAAUAAAGAUGAAAAACUUCAAAAAGAUCUUGAAUCAAUUUUAAAAUACGAUUGGAUAGUAUUAAUUACAAAUUAUCAAAGAUUUGAAAUUUUAAAAAUAUUUGAUUCUUUAGAUUUUUUAAAUAUAUCAAAAUUAAGCUUAAAAGAGUCAAUAGAAUUUUCAAUGAUUAAUAAUGAUAUUCAAAUUUUAAAAUAUUUAACAAAUAAAUUAAAUCAAAAUCAAAAUAAGAAUAAUUUAUUUUUAAAUAUAAAUAAUAAUAUAUUAAAAACAAUAUUUGAAAAAGGUUAUCUUUUAAUUAUUAGAUUUUUAAAUGAACAAAUAGGUAAUAAUAAUAGUUAUAUUGAAACAUUUUUAAAAGAAUUUGGUGAAAAGAAUAAUUUAUUUAUUAGAGGUUACUUUUCAACAUUAAUUUAUUUAUUUCAAAAUUUUAAUCAACCAAUUAAAAAAUUAAUUGAAAAUUGGAUUUCUGAAUCAUGUAUAAAAGAUUCAAAAUUAAUUGAAUAUUUUGAUAAUUAA
Molecule: messenger RNA, 2490 nt
Organism: Dictyostelium discoideum AX4
Lineage: Eukaryota; Evosea; Eumycetozoa; Dictyosteliales; Dictyosteliaceae
Exons: 1
Coding region: 1-2490 (829 amino acids)
Source: RefSeq, a predicted model, not a curated record